Pongo pygmaeus (Bornean orangutan) is the source of this 968-nucleotide messenger RNA. RefSeq names its product tektin bundle interacting protein 1 (gene TEKTIP1). The coding region runs from base 138 to 767 and encodes 209 amino acids. The transcript has 4 exons. The record is from RefSeq and is a predicted model, not a curated record. NCBI's taxonomy places the organism in Eukaryota, Metazoa, Chordata, Mammalia, Primates, Hominidae.
CUCCCUUGAGGCCACCUCACCCCGCAGCGGGGAGGAGGGAGUGGUCAGCGUGGUUGCCGAGACACUGGGUGGCCUUUAUGCUGUGAACAGUGGCCUCAGAGGCUUUCCUGGCAGGAGCCCCGGGGACCCAAGCAGACAUGCAAACCCUGAGGCAAGAGGCUGCCCGGCCCUAUGUCCCCUCGGGGACCCUCGAGGCCAGCUUCCCAGCACCGCUUUACAGCAAUGACUACCUGUCCCUGGAGGGUCCCUGCUGGCCACCAGCCAUCAGGCAGGCCACACGCUGGAAGUACACGCCCAUAGGAUGGGACGCAGCCGGCCAGCUGUGGUACACAGGCCUGACCAACUCAGAUGCCUGGGAAGCCUGGUACAACCUGCCACGGGCCCCGGCCAGCCCCUUCCGCGAGGCCUACAACCGCUGGCACGGCUGCUACCAACACCGUGAGUGCAGCAAGCCAUCCGCCUACACCCAGCACCUGCGGGAGACCGCCUGGCACGACCCCAUCGUCCCUGCCCAGUACCAGGCCCCCAGCAUCCGGUGGGGGAGCGCACUGUGGAAAGACAGGCCAAUCCAGGGCAAGGAAUAUGCGAUCAACAGGAACCGGUACGGGGUGGAGCCACUGUGGAGGGCAUCAGACUACGUGCCCUCCCUGUCGGCACCCCAGCGCCCACCCGGCACCGCCCAGAACUACCGGGAGUGGGGCCUGGAACCGUACUGCCCCUCCACCUGCCAGCGGCCCCCGCCUUCCCUCACGUCCACUCCCCGAUAAACGCAUGCUGCCAGGACGCAUCCGCUGUGUCUCUGCACCCAGAUGACAGGGCACUAACCUAGUCCCAGGGGACCAGAGGCUCCAGACAGAGGCAGACGCUGGGCUCGCCGGCCGCCCACAACCAGGACAGGGCUGAGAUGCCCGGGCUACCCCUGCCCAGGGCCCCCCCCCCCUCCCAGGCAGACAGGAGCCAGGCCGCCG